Messenger RNA from Callithrix jacchus (white-tufted-ear marmoset), 1377 nucleotides. RefSeq names its product pseudouridine synthase like 1 (gene PUSL1). The record is from RefSeq and is a predicted model, not a curated record. Gene Ontology annotation, biological process: tRNA pseudouridine synthesis. Lineage: Eukaryota; Metazoa; Chordata; Mammalia; Primates; Cebidae. Gene Ontology annotation, molecular function: pseudouridine synthase activity; RNA binding.
AGCGUGACCAUUGCCGCGUGCGCGCGCUGGAGACUACCUCCGGCGCCGCUGGCUGGGUUCGGCCAUGGGUUCGGCGCCGGCCGCGGGCUCGGUGCGCGCGCGCUACCUCGUGUACUUCCAGUACGUGGGCACCGACUUUAACGGGGUGGCGGCCGUCAGGGGCGCCCAGCGCGCCGUCGGGGUUCAGAACUACCUGGAGGAGGCCGCCGAGCGGCUCAAUUCCGUGGAGCCGGUCAGGUUCACCAUCUCCAGCCGCACAGACGCCGGGGUCCACGCCCUGAGCAACGCGGCGCACCUGGAUGUCCAGCGCCGCUCAGGCCGGCCGCCCUUCCCGCCCGAGGUUCUGACCGAGGCCCUCAACACCCACCUGAGGCACCCGGCCAUCAGGGUCCUGCGGGCCUUCCGAGUGCCCAGCGACUUCCACGCUCGCCACGCAGCCACGUCCCGGACCUACCUGUACCGCCUGGUCACUGGCUGUCACCGGUCUGACGAGCUGCCCGUGUUUGAACGCAACCUAUGCUGGGCUCUCCGGGCAGACCGCCUAGACGUGGCUGCUAUGCAAGAAGCAGCCCAGCACCUCCUCGGCACACACGACUUCAGCGCCUUCCAGUCGGCCGGCAGCCCGGUACCAAGCCCCGUGCGAACACUGCGCCGUGUCUCCGUGUCCCCAGGCCUCACCAGCCCCUUGGUCACCCCCCAGGAGAGCAGGAAGCUGCAGUUCUGGAGUCUAGAGUUUGAGAGCCAGUCCUUCCUGUAUAGACAGGUACGGAGGAUGACAGCUGUGCUGGUGGCCGUGGGACUGGGGGCUUUGGCACCUGCCCAGGUGAAGACAAUUCUGGAGAGCCAAGACCCCCUGGGCAAGCACCAGACACGCCUGGCCCCAGCCCAUGGCUUAUUCCUGAAGUCAGUGGUAUACGGGAGUCUUGGUAAGAGCAGCAGGACAAAGAAAGGUUCUGCUGUAUGCCCACUGACUGCUGAGGCCCAGUCCUCAUGGGGGAAGGCAUAGCCUUCCUGCCACCCAGCCAGGCAGGAAUCCUGCCAUUACCCAAACAGAAAGUCAAGGUGUGGGGUGGGGAGGCUGGGAGCCAAUGACUGCAGGAGUGAAGGUUUCCCCCCAGGGUUGCAUCCCCUCAGCCCAGCCCAUCCUGCCCUGGCCCUGGGAGUGGUCCCAGUGGCAGGGAGGGCUCUGGGCCGACCUUGCCCCAUGCUGACACAGUGUCUGGUGUGUCCACAGAUGCUGCUUCCUGCACCCUGCAUGGGCCACAGUUUGGGAGCCACAAAUGACCCUGGAUGUUCAGCCAAAAUCAGGCUACACCAGGCCUAGCCCUGUGCUUGUAAAGCCAGGGCAGUCACGGCCACCUGGGGCCCAGGGCCCAC